UAGAUAAAUUUUUGAUCAUCCAUUUAUUUGAUCGACUCAAUAGAAUUGCUCUUGAAUCACCCAAAUUUGAACUAUAAAUCUGGGGUUAUUUAUACCAUAUACUUUAUUAUGUAGCAUUAAUACUCCUAUUACAGUUGAUCCAGAAUAUUUCAGAUCAAUAUCUGAUUUAUUUAAGGACUAAGAAACAUGACUGAAGAUGUAAUAUAUUGCAAGUUAAGGACUUAUAAAUAUUAUCUAUAUACUUAUUUUCUAAUAAACAUUAAAAUUGAAUUAUGUAAAGUUCAAAUUUCUAUUUUAGAAAAUUAGACACAUGAUGUCCGUUUAUUCCAUGCCCAUCAAAUACUAAAAAAUAAUGCAUAUAGGUUUUAUUAUUUAUGUUAGAUAAUUGCAUAAAAGAGUCUUAAUUUUAUUUUCUACUAUCUCCAAUAAGCAUUCCUUGUUUACUUCUAAUUGA
Messenger RNA from Paramecium sonneborni, 454 nucleotides. NCBI's taxonomy places the organism in Eukaryota, Ciliophora, Oligohymenophorea, Peniculida, Parameciidae. The record is from the annotation of a GenBank genome assembly.